AUGGUCACGGUUAACCCUGUGCGAGGUGAACCAGAUCCCCAAACCGAGAAAGAUAACAAUGCCCUUUUUUAUGGCACCGGUGGCACUGGCAAAACUUCUCUGGUUCGUCGGGUUGCUUACAACGCUGAUUUAUAUCCUCUUAUUGAGAUUAAAGGACCAGCCCUAACCCCAAGAAAUGAAGAUUAUAAAAAUGGUAUUGACCCACUCAAUAAAUUCGUCUUUACUCUUUGUGAUAUCGAAAAUACUCUGGAAGAUGAUUACGGCUUUAUACGGGAGGGAAAUAGCGAAGUAAAAUAUAUUCUCUUUGUCGAUGAAGCUGAUAAUGUCUGCACUAAUAAUGCCUUUACCGAAUAUACUAAACUAUUUGAUAGUAAACAAUUACAUAAUUUUACUGGAAAAUACGAAAAGCCACGAAAGCCUACUACUGAUGAAUUAAUACCACAGAUUACUGAGGCAUUAGAUGUAAGAUUAAAGGAAAUGAAUGAACAGUUGAUAAGAGUUAAUGAAGAAAUGGUUUCACAAAAACAAAACUUUUUUGAAACUUUUAAUCAUAACACCAAUCUCAUAGCUAACAUUCUAGGAGAAAUUGCCAAAAAAAUCGAAUAA
Ambispora gerdemannii is the source of this 606-nucleotide messenger RNA. NCBI's taxonomy places the organism in Eukaryota, Fungi, Glomeromycota, Glomeromycetes, Archaeosporales, Ambisporaceae. The record is from the annotation of a GenBank genome assembly.